This is a messenger RNA of Kalmanozyma brasiliensis GHG001, 2316 nucleotides long. RefSeq lists its product as uncharacterized. Bases 1 to 2316 code for a protein of 771 amino acids. The record is from RefSeq and is a predicted model, not a curated record. NCBI's taxonomy places the organism in Eukaryota, Fungi, Basidiomycota, Ustilaginomycetes, Ustilaginales. The transcript is spliced from 2 exons.
AUGACCUCCGUCAACUGCCCCGUGUGCUCCUUCAGCUACGCCAUCACCAACAUCACCAACCACAUCCGGAAGGCGCAUGCUGGAGUUCACGUUACACAAGAUGCAGCAGCAGCUUCUGGUCUGGUGGCAUGCAGCUGCGGUCAGGUAGUGUUGAAUGCGGUGGCGCUCAGGAAGCACCAAGGUAUCCGACACUGUCAGGCGGUACUGCCACCAACGCCACCAGAGACUCAACCCAACACGGUAGCAGCAGAACCAAUAUUCCAAUUUCAAGCACCACCAUCUCCAGACUCCCAGGCAUGGGCCGCAUCACCUCCACAGGACACGCAAACGCAAGAGAGCAGCUUUGCUACUCAAGACUGGGAUGACGUACCGCCUGUUCAGCCAGGCAGCGGCCCUGCAAGUCCAGGUUCUCCGCGUGAGCCAUCACUCAGCCCAGUUUCUGACAUUGACAGCCCAACGCUACCUGACUUGCCUCAAGCGGAGCCAACACCACCGUUGAAUCCAGAAGACCACCAUCAAGAGGACAUCCCAGCAGACGGCAUUGUGAUUUGGCUGGGUGGCGGUGAGCCAGGAGCAGAGCCAGAGCCACCGGUAGAGCCGCCAAGAAUGCUCCUUGCCUCUGCUGCUGACACCGGUACACGUCUGCCGCCUGUUCCUGCCCGUGCACCAGUACAGGACUGGGAUGUGCCACCGCAACUUGCAACGCUUCUGCCAUCUCCAAAUGCAACCACUCUUACGUACGGAGAGCUGCGGGUGGAUGUGGCCAUCAUGGUGGAGGCAUUGCAAGACAUUGGCUGCGAGAGCAUACGCAUGUCUGCAUUUGGCAUCAAGGUGCCGAUCGAGCGCUUUGUUGAUCCAGCAGAGGUGGAGCCUCACCCGCUACAGCACACCAACCUGUAUGACAUUGGGCGCACAGUCUACACAAGGAGUUUGACGGUUCUAGCUCCAAGAACACGCAGAGGCCGCUACAAACAGUAUCCGCUGGCAAUGCAAGUGGGCCGGGGCUAUGGCGGUGUGGAGCUGAAGUGGAGCCGGCGGGAGGACGGACUGUCCCAUUUCAAAGCGUACUCCAAGCUCACGCACUUGCUCAAAGCCAGUGCUGCAGGUGCCGGCAAAGGGUUUCAGCCAAUGUUGGUUGGAGUGGUCAAAAACCGCAUCACAGCUUUGCAGUCCUGGAAGCAACGCAUCCAACAAGCAGCACCAACGCUGGGACAAGGAAUACGGCUCGAGUUGACUGUGCAGGCAGCAACACUUGCGCAAGCACAGGAAGCAGCAGAGGCCAGCCGAUACCUGGAUGCGCAGUUCCUCUUCUCAGAAGACGCUGGAGACAAGCAGCUCAUCACACACACGUUCUCAAGGAACGCAGUGUAUACCAACGUGGAUGCCAUGCUUACCAUUGCGGAAGAGAAACGGCUCUUCUCUGGAGAGGGAGCCAAGCCGUCAACACUAGUGCAGCGGCAGGCAGUGACUGAUCUGUACAAUGCCAUUGGUUGGAAUCCAGGACGCAAGCCAACACCACUGGACAGCCGGAAUGCGUGGUGGAAGCAGAGCCAGGCCGCCACCGCCUUGGAACAGCAGCUGGAGCGCUUCCAGACUGCAGCGCAAGCACGAGAGCUCUUCUCGCACCUCCAGAUCCACUUGCGGUGUCAAGCAUGCCGCCAGCGUGGCACCUAUCAGCGCACUGGCAGGGCAGAUGCAUUCCGAGUGCGGUGCAACCGCCAGGACUGCCAGCAUGCGCUCAGCAAGCAGCGCUUCCGUGCUCACAUUGCAAGAGAGGCGGAGGGCGGUCAUCUCACCGUCAACCUGGAUGCGCUGGUUGCCAACGUGUUGGAGCUUGCGUUCCGUCCGCAACCUGAGGGUGUGCUCUUGCGGAAUCUCAGCACAAGGCAGGAUCUGCGUGGUCUCAAACGUUCAAACAUAUACGCAACUGUGGAACACUUGCUUCUGCAGUGCGUGUCCAGGAUGCUGGAGCAAGAACACGGUGAGCAAUCUCCAGCAGAGAUUCAAGACGAGGCACUGGAUUGGUUGCGUGACUAUCCAGCGGCAGUGACCAACCAUCUUGGCACAGCCAGCCGGCCAGCUGCAGAUGCACUUCUUGAGCGGCUUGCAGAAGAAGGUGCCGAGUUGACACUUCCAGAAGAGAUGCUGCUUUUGCACGGCAUUGCUGGAGCCUUUGAUGUUGCGUUUGCCCAUUUGCGGCUAGUACGCAUGGGCUAUUCAUGCCAUGUCAUUCCACUCGAUAGUCAAGGGCCGUACCUUGGCUUGAUCAAUGUUGGUGCGCACAGCUACAAGAUCCUCACGCUGGUUCAGACUUGA